Cladophialophora yegresii CBS 114405 is the source of this 1023-nucleotide messenger RNA. RefSeq lists its product as uncharacterized. Gene Ontology annotation, molecular function: NAD binding; NADP binding; 3-hydroxyisobutyrate dehydrogenase activity. Gene Ontology annotation, cellular component: mitochondrion. NCBI's taxonomy places the organism in Eukaryota, Fungi, Ascomycota, Eurotiomycetes, Chaetothyriales, Herpotrichiellaceae. Gene Ontology annotation, biological process: L-valine catabolic process. The record is from RefSeq and is a predicted model, not a curated record. The transcript has 2 exons. The coding region runs from base 1 to 1023 and encodes 340 amino acids.
AUGUCGUAUUCACCAGACUCGACGGUGGCCUUCAUAGGGAUCGGCGUGAUGGGCUACUCCAUGGCCGUCAAUCUACGCGCAAAGCUCCCUUCGUCCAAGCUCCUUCUGAUCUGCGACGUCUCCCAAACCCUGCUCGACAAGUUUCGGAAGGAGAAUGGGUCUAAGGGCCCGAUCGAGGUCGUGCCGAACGGCUACGAGGCAAUCCAACGGGCGAACACACUCAUCACAAUGUUACCCACGGCGGCCGCGGUCGAGAAAGUAUAUCUGGACGAAAAGUCGGGCGUGAUCCAGGGCGCCAUUGACGCGAGCAAGGACGGGAGCCCGCAAAAGAAACUGAUCAUGGAGUGCGGCACCAUCGAGACGGCGACGAUCUUGAAAGUCGCACAGGCCACGAAAGAUGCGGCCUCCAAACUUGCGGAUGGGGCAACGCUGGAUUUUGUCGAUGCUCCUGUCUCGGGGGGUCCCAUGGGCGCCGAGGCCGGCACGCUGACAUUCAUGGUUGGCGCAACGUCGAAAGAACCGUUCGAGCACGCCAAAGAAUAUCUGCAACACAUGGGCAAGAAAGACAGCAUAUUCCACUGCGGUGACGUCGGCGCUGGCACGGCGUUUAAAGUGAUCAACAACUAUCUUUCAGCCAUUACAAGCUUGGCCGCCUCCGAGGCACUGAAUAUCGGUGCGAAGAUGGGGUUGGAUCUGAAGUUAUUGACCGAUGUGAUCAACGUUUCUGGCGGACAGUGUUGGGUUACCUCCAACUCGAACCCUGUUCCAGGCAUUCACGCCAACGCACCGGCAAGCCGAGGCUACGAGGGAGGAUUUCGCAUCGAGUUGUGCAAACACGUGCUGGAAAUGGGCAACUCCCUCGCACAAAUGGUCGGUGCGCGGACGAUAUUAGAUAAACCUACGCUCGCAGCUUUCGAUGAGGCAAUGAAUGAUGAGAGGUACAAGGGGAAAGAUGCGCGGGUUGUUUAUAAGUGGCUGAAUGAUCAGGAUGUGGAAAAGAAGGUCAAUGGCGAGGAGAAAUGA